Messenger RNA from Dioszegia hungarica, 1644 nucleotides. Its product is annotated as major facilitator superfamily domain-containing protein. Gene Ontology annotation, cellular component: membrane. The coding region runs from base 1 to 1644 and encodes 547 amino acids. Gene Ontology annotation, biological process: transmembrane transport. The record is from RefSeq and is a predicted model, not a curated record. Gene Ontology annotation, molecular function: transmembrane transporter activity. NCBI's taxonomy places the organism in Eukaryota, Fungi, Basidiomycota, Tremellomycetes, Tremellales, Bulleribasidiaceae. The transcript is spliced from 3 exons.
AUGUCGACCUCGGCCAUCCCUCGGACCGACACCAUGACGUCCACCGCUCCCACAUCCUCUUCGACCCCAAACGUUCUCUCUCCCACCCCAACUAUCAACGGAGAUGUCGACAACACCUACGACAAGGUCGAGCCUUCCCCCACUACGGAUGGCGCAAGAGACCCAGCCCAGAAGGUCAUCAUGAGCCAGAAGAAGAAGUGGUUCCUCUUGGGCGUCUUCUCUUUGGCCUUCUUCAUUGAUAUCUGGUCAUACAGUGCCUUCUUCAUCUUCACAGGCCCAAUAUCCAACGACCUGUCCGUCGACUUUGCGCAGCAGUCCUGGGUAAUCACCUCCUACGCCGUCACCUUCAGCGCCUUCCUCCUCCUCUGGGGACGCGUAUCGGACCUCUUCUCGGCCAAGCCCGUAUUUGCGUUCGGCUUCAUCGCCCUCGGUGUCCUCAACCUCGUCAUAUCCUUCCUGCCCGACAAGUACUCCUUCUUCGUCCUGCGGGCCGUCAGCGGUAUCGCCGGUGCUGCGCUCAUCCCGGCCGCUUUCCGGCUCAUCGUGGCGGUCUUUGAGCCCCAUGAGCUCGGUAAGGCCUUCACCAUCUACGGCAUGUCCGGCGCGGUCGCCAAUACUACGGGUAUCAUCGUCGCCGGGUUUGUCGAGUACAUUCCAAACAAGGGGCAGAUGGUAGCGUGGCGGUGGUUCUUCAGGAUCCUGGCAGCUGUCAUUCUCCCCUUCGCUCUCGGCUCCUUGUACUGGAUUCCAGCUCCCGCACCUCGCACAACCCCCCUCAACAAUGUAUGGAAACGUCUCGACCUCGUCGGAUCCCUCUCCAUGCUCUUCGGUAUCAUCCUCCUCAUCCUCGGUCUGACCCUCGGCGCAUCGGACGGCUGGCGGACUCCCGGCUUCCUCGUACCCUUCCUGCUCUCUUUCGUCCUCUUCCCCUUCUUCUUCAUCUGGGAGAGCCGCAUCCCCGCCGAGUACGCCCUCCUCCCACCGGCCACAUGGCGCAUCCCCAACUUUGCCAUCCUCAUCGCGUUCGCGCUCUACAUUUACGCAUGGUGGUCCCUCAACUUCCUGCCCUUCAUCGAGACCUUUGUCCGCGUACACGGCGAUAUCGCCAUCAUCGCCGCCGUCCGCAUGUUGCCUCAAGGUAUUGCCGCUGGGGCCAUCACCAUCUUCCUCACCCUCUACCCGCAAUACGUCGCCCGCCCCCGCUGGCCCAUCGUCAUCGGUAUGGUCGCCGGUCUGGUCGGCUACGUCCUCUUCAUCUUCUCGGAAGGGAUGGUAGGAGAUCACUACUGGAAGUUCAUCUUCACCGGCUCCGUCAUCGGCUCGGCUGGAACCAUGCUCGUCUUUACGGCUACCAAUGUCGGUGUCAUGACUUCGGUCCCGCCCGAGAUGGCCGGCGUGGCGGGCGCGGUGCUUCAGGUGGCAUUGCAGGUCGGAUCGGCGGUGGCGCUGAGUAUCCAGGCGGGAUUGCUCACCAUCGAACCGGGAAACCUGACCAACUGGGUCAAUGUCCGGAUCUCGUACAUCUUUGUGCUGGGCUGGGGAGUGAUCUGGUUGGUGGGGUUCCUGGUUUUCUACAAGCCGGGGAGGAAGCUCAGUAAGGAGGAGCAGGCGGAGCAGGGCGAGAGGGUCGUGGCCCACAUGUAG